CUGCUCAGAUUUCUCUCACUGGUGUGGUCCAAAGUCAUGGCAAAACACGAGAUGUUCUGAUCCAAGAAGCAGAAAGCAGAAUUUUGGUCGUGGAAAUACUAGACGGUCAGCAUCGUUUGGAGAGCAUAUUAGCUCUUGUGAAAGACUGCGAAAGCAGAUGGACAAUGGAUUCUCUUGUUAAGGUUGCCAUCUACGUGGACCUGGACGACAAUCGGUGCUUGUUCUUAUCGCGUGCACGUAAUACGGAAACAAGCGUCCACCGCGAGGAAACCGUAUUUGACACCCUUCGGUUGUUCCGAAAGAUUUGCUACAACGCACAAAACAUCCAGCAAGAAGCAGGUGACCUGCAGAAGACCAGCAAGCAAGUGCAGUCCGAUAACAAGAUGAUCAGCAAAGUUACUGGAAUUCCAUUAAAGACGCUGCAACAAUGUUCGUACAAAUUCAUCUACCAAUGCGCACAUCUCCCAGUGAAGACAUUUGCGGUUCUUAACCGAUUCAUGGUAAAAGCCGAUGCCGGAGAGAUAAAGCACAUUCCUAAAGAAAAAAAGUCGAGCAAAGGCAUGGAAAGCGAGAAAAAAGAAAUCGGACCUAUUAUUUUCCGAAGAAUAAAACUGGGCUUGAAGACCAGUGAAAUGAUUGAGCGGGCGUUUGAAGAAAUUAUUGCAGAAGGAGACUGGAACAAAAUUGAGAAAUACGUAAAAGAGGCAGCUGAGAUUCCUGCAGAAGAAGAUGCGGACGAUGCUAAAGACCCAGAUGAAACGCAGUCGGCUUCCAGCAAAAAACAUAAUCCUCAUAAAAGACUGAAAGGAUCUCCGCAACCUCCGGUCCCUUCGGAUAUGGCACCAGCCAAUUCAAGCGACGAUUUGGCUAGCGCACGUGCAGAAGCCGCGGCACUAAAGGAAAAGCUGGAUCACGCGCUUUCACAACUUGCAGCCGAACAAAUUGAUUGCCAGAAUUCUCGACUUGAAAAUUCAGAAUACCAGCGGGAAACUUGUUUGUUAAAGCUAGAACGAGCUCGACUGCACAACGUUGUGAAAACCCCCUGCAAGAACCUGAUGAUUUCGAAAAUGCUGAACGUGUAUUAUGGCGGAAAAGCGAACUCUUCUACUGGAAAGUUUGACACCAGCGAUUACGGUGUUCUUCAGCCAGGGGUUCUUGUAUACUCAAAAGUUGGACCUGCUCAAAUCGAUCCGGCUGACAUCUAUUAUGCGCCAGCCGAUGCAGUGGAAUCUGCGGAUCCAGCAACGUCUACUUUAAAGCUUAACGGAAAUUAUUUUACAGAUUUAUUGUGAACGGGUCUUCAGUUUAUUGAUGUUUCGUCGA
Molecule: messenger RNA, 1323 nt
Organism: Paramacrobiotus metropolitanus
Lineage: Eukaryota; Metazoa; Tardigrada; Eutardigrada; Parachela; Macrobiotidae
Exons: 8
Coding region: 165-1292 (375 amino acids)
Source: RefSeq, a predicted model, not a curated record